AUUACAGGUGCAAGCGCAGGAAUUGGAAGAGCAACAACCAAAGCUUUCGCAGCGGCAGGUGCAUCAGUAGCCUGCAUAGCCCGUCGCGAGAACGAUCUCAAGGUGCUCGUCGAAGAGAUCAGGUCCGAAGGUGGGAAAGCCACUGCCGUGGCCGCAGACGUUUCCCAGCCAGGCACUCCAGCUCACAUUGUCUCAAGCGUUGAGAGAGAGCUUGGACCAAUCGACAUCCUGAUCAGCAAUGCCGGAAUCACGCGCCUCUCUCCUCUCGAUGCAGAGAAAGACCUCUCGAUCUGGUGGAGAUGCUACGAGGUCAAUGUGUUAGCACCAGUCUCACUCAUCCACGCAGUGCUUCCCUCAAUGAAAGCGCGAAAGACUGGGAUCAUUAUGACGGUAUCGUCAGCAGUGGCUUCGAUGGCACUGCCCUGUAUGUCGGCGUACGCAUCUUCCAAAGCGGCAAUCUCAAAGUUCCACGAAUCGAUUACGCCCGAGCUUGCUGGUUCGGGAAUCCUGUCUUUCGCUGUCAAUCCAGGAAUGGUCGGAGGUACAGAACUCGGAUCAGCAACGAAUGCC
Messenger RNA from Pseudocercospora fijiensis CIRAD86, 570 nucleotides. RefSeq lists its product as uncharacterized. The record is from RefSeq and is a predicted model, not a curated record. The transcript has a single exon. The annotation marks the transcript as partial. Lineage: Eukaryota; Fungi; Ascomycota; Dothideomycetes; Mycosphaerellales; Mycosphaerellaceae. Gene Ontology annotation, cellular component: membrane.